Molecule: messenger RNA, 1476 nt
Organism: Pezoporus occidentalis (night parrot)
Lineage: Eukaryota; Metazoa; Chordata; Aves; Psittaciformes; Psittacidae
Gene: FANCF
Product: FA complementation group F
Exons: 1
Coding region: 11-1210 (399 amino acids)
Biological process (GO): interstrand cross-link repair
Cellular component (GO): Fanconi anaemia nuclear complex
Source: RefSeq, a predicted model, not a curated record
AGAGUUACAAAUGUCCUCCAUCUCCGGCUCGGAUUGGCCCCAGUUCCGGGGGGAGGCAGGACCUCUGCUCAAACGGUUGGCGCGAGGGCUGUUCGGCUUGCUCGCUAUGGAGGCUGUACUGGAGCAGGUGGAGCAGCUGCCCGCACUCCUGGCCGGCUCCCGCUCCGCGCUGGUGCGGGACUGGGACUCCCUGACCUUGGUCCGAGCUCUAGAGUGGGCCCGGUAUUUCCAGCAUGUCCACGAUCGCUUCCGCACCCGGCCUCGGCUCCGGGAGGUCCUCGGGCGGCGGCUGCGGCGGGCUCAGCCGAGCCCUCCGCUCGGCUUCUCGCACCUGGGCCGCUGCCCACAGCUGCUGGGCCUGGCGCUGCUGGAGAACCGCGCUCUGCCGCCCACCGCCUGCCGCUGCCUGCUCCAUAGCUUGCUGCAGCUUCCUGGCGGGGAGGCCGGCCCGGAGCCCCACAGCCUGGCACUCCUUGCCCGCCGGAAAGCUGCCUCCCGGUUGCUGGCGCUGCCCAGCGGCCCGCCGCGGCCCCCGGCAGAUACGGAAGCGCAGCUGCAAGCAGAGGCACAGCUGCUGCUUGGCCGGCUGCGGGAGGAGAGGCAGGAGACCGAGCCUGCUGAGGAGUCCGCGGGGCCGCCGCGUUGGCUGUCAGCUGUGCUGGAGCAGCUCCCCAUGCUACGGGCCUUCGAAGUGGUGGCGGCAGCGCUGCUGGGGCAGGGGAACGGCCCUGACCAGGCUGGAGACGGGGAUCUGGCUGGGAACAGCCUAGAAGGAAACUGGGCGAGUGCCAUAGGAGACAAGUGCGUUGCCGGACCCCUGCUUUCCUGGCUGCUGGGGAACCAGGAGAGGUUCUCUGCCUUCUGCCUUUUCCUCCCAGGAUCCCUUCUUGCUUCCCUAGCUGGUCACUAUUCCCAGUUAAGCAGACCUUAUUUGGACCUCUUAACCGGCUGCGGAAGCCAUUUGCUCUAUGACCCCUUGCAGGGGCGGUGGGUUAUAAAUUGGCCUAACAAAGCUGCUUUGUCCUGGGAACAGUUGAGGGAGCGCUUCACCUGCCUUUGUCAGGGACCUGCAGUACUCAAGGGACAGACACAGGCUGCUGUGAAACUCCUGAAAGCACAAGAUGGGGACUUUCAAGUCCGUGGCCUAAGUGUGUGGACUGACUUACUUAUGGAAAUAGAGGAAUGUCUGAGGAAAGAUGCAGAAUGCUAAUGCCUGAAUGCAAAAGCAACAUGAACAUUUCCAAGAUUCAGGAAGUCUGCUUAACUUUGUUUAAUAUGAAACACAAGAAAACUGUACCUCUAUGGGUUGAAAGCCAAGCAUUGUUGUGACUGCUGAUCUUGCGUUCCUGACUGCAUGUGAACUCUCUCGGGGAAGCUUGGUACUUUCUUGUAAUUCUGCUGUUAAUUCUGGUCACCGCAGGAAAUGUCUUCAGUACUUGCUGUUCACCUAAUAAAAUGAAAAUGCUUUCCUUUUCA